Motacilla alba alba is the source of this 5709-nucleotide messenger RNA. It is a transcript of the gene ASB2, whose product is annotated as ankyrin repeat and SOCS box containing 2. The record is from RefSeq and is a predicted model, not a curated record. Gene Ontology annotation, biological process: intracellular signal transduction. Bases 365 to 2308 code for a protein of 647 amino acids. NCBI's taxonomy places the organism in Eukaryota, Metazoa, Chordata, Aves, Passeriformes, Motacillidae. The transcript has 10 exons. Gene Ontology annotation, molecular function: protein binding.
GGUCAGCUUUGUGUCAUUUAGCUCCAGGAUGUUGAUGAAGUUCUUCAGAUAAUGCAACAAAGAAGAACUUCAGGACUGGUACAAGUUUCUGCUGUGCAUCUUCAAACAGGAAAUCUGAGAUUGGGAACAACUUAUAUUUUGGCUUGUAUUCGCUGAUCAUGGGGUGAUCCAGAAAUAAACUCCAGGCUUCAAAGUGAGCGUGUUUCAAAGCUGUCCUGCAGUUGAUCGAAACAUCCAGGCAAAGCAGGGAGACAAAUACCAGCGAGGAUUUUCUGAAUUAAGACUUAACCAAGGAGAUAACCCAUUUCAACACUAUUAUUACCCUUUUAUUUCAGAACAAAAAGGAAAGCAAAGAAUUAUAAAAAUGGCUGCGACGGCAGCAAAUACUCAAAGACAAACGAUAGGCUGUGAGGAGUACAGCCUGUACAGCAGCCUGAGCGAAGAUGAGCUUAUAAAGAUGGCCAUCCAGCAGAGCUUGGAAGAGGACCCCGCGGGUCAGCCGGUGGCCCAGAGCCCCCAGAAGUCGCUGGUGGCCCGUGCUGGGGAAGUGGCUGCCCCAAGCCGUGCCAGCCCACACAACCCUCCCUACCGCAUCUACCCGUGGCAAAGAUUGGCGGCCCAGCAGACAGGCCCUGCUCAGCCGUCCAGCUCGGGGGCAGCCUGGGGGGUCAGGCGAAGGUACGACAGCAGCCAGUUCAGCACAUCCCAGUCCGUAGAAAUUGACCCUGUAGUGGCAGCAAUCAGGGAUGGAGAUGAAAAAGCAGUAUGCAACAUGAUGAAAUCAGGAAAAAACCUUUCUGUACCUAAUAAGGAUGGCUGGAUACCCCUCCAUGAAGCUGCAUACUAUGGCCAAGUGGGCUGCCUGAGCCUGUUGCAAAAAGCAUACCCAGGCACCAUCGACCAGCGCACCCUCAAUGAGGAGACAGCUCUCUACCUGGCCACCAGCCGGGGCAACCUGGACUGCCUGCUCACCCUGCUGCAGGCUGGGGCUGAGCCCGACAUCUCCAACAAGGCCAGAGAAACGCCGCUCUACAAAGCUUGUGAGCGCAAGAAUGCAGAGGCUGCAAGACUCCUGGUGCAGUACAAUGCAGAUACCAACCAUCGCUGCAAUCGAGGAUGGACCGCUCUCCAUGAGGCUGUCUCCAGAAAUGACCUGGAGAUCAUUGAUAUCCUUGUGAAAGGGGGUGCCAAGAUUGAGUCAGCAAAUGCCUAUGGGAUCACUUCUUUAUUUGUGGCAGCUGAGAGUGGGCAGUUGGAAGCUUUGAGAUACCUUGCAAGAUGUGGUGCUGAUAUAAAUACACAAGCCAGUGAUAAUGCCUCUGCUCUUUAUGAAGCCUGUAAAAAUGGACAUGUGGCUAUUGUGGAGUUUCUUUUGUCCCAAGGAGCAGAUGCUAACAAAGCCAAUAAGGAUGGCCUGUUACCUCUUCACAUAGCAGCCAAAAAAGGGAUUUGCGAGAUUGUCUCCAUGCUGAUCCCUGUGACCAGCCGCACCCGUGUCAAGCGCAGUGGCAUCAGCCCCCUGCACUUAGCGGCAGAACGCAACAAUGACGAUAUCCUGGAAGAGCUGAUCGAAGCUGGCUACGAGGUCAACACUGCCCUCUCUGAUGAACGCUCCUGCCUUUAUGAGGACAGACGCACCACCCCACUCUAUUUUGCUGUUUUUAACAACAACAUCUACGCCACAGAGCUGCUGCUGCAAGCCGGAGCCAACCCCAAUGUUGACCUCAUCAACCCAUUACUCAUCUCCAUCCGCCAUGGCUGCCUGAAGACCAUGAAACUGCUUCUUGACCAUGGGGCAAACAUUGAUGCCUAUAUAUCAAGUCAUCCCACCACAUUUCCAGCUACCAUCAUGUUUUCAAUGAAGUACCUUUCUGUGCUGAAGUACCUCCUGGAUCUGGGCUGCGACGCGGGUUCCUGUUUUGAGUGUCAGUAUGGAAAUGGCCCACACCCUGCAUUAAAUUACAGGCGGGAAAGACUUAAUGAUCCUCAGGUGACCAGGGAGCCAGCUGUAGUACAGUUUUGUGAAAUGGUGUCUACUCCGGAGAUAAGUCGCUGGGCCGGGCCAAUCAUCGAUGUUCUUCUGGAUUAUGUGGGUAAUGUGCAGCUCUGUUCCCGCCUCAAGGAGCAUAUUGACAGCUAUGAGGACUGGGCUGUCAUUAAAGAAAAAGCAGAACCUCCACGACCUCUUUCCCAUCUUUGCCGCAUCAAGGUACGGAGCCUGGUUGGAAGAAACCGCAUUAAACUCCUCGACACCCUGCCCCUCCCAGACAGACUGAUCCGCUAUUUACAGCACGAUUACUCACAGUGACCCCAAGCACACCGGGUAUGCAGCAGCUUCCCAGCGUGGCACAGGUGCACAGCCGGGAGGAAUUGCUGCUGGCUUGGUCAAGCACCCUCCCAUGACUAAUCUAAGAGAAAUGUGCUUUUGAAGCAGGAGUGAGAAGAAAACAGAGGAGACAGCUAACAUAGGAGACUGCUGUUAGGUUUUUCAAGAGAAAAUACAUACAAUUCACCUCAGACCUUAGUCUGCACGAAGAAGAAGAAAUGAAAGCCAAUACUGACAAAUGAGUAGUGCUGAAGCAAGUAUCAGCAAGGAACUCAAAAGUGUCCUGAAGCUGUGGUGGAGCUUAGCAUCUUUGCUGUGGUCACAAUUCAGAACUUGUCAAGAAUCAACAUCUUUGGGAAAGCAAUCACAUUACCUUCACUGACUGAGAUUUUUAUUGUAGUUUCUAUUCUAUUGUUUGGAUUUCUAAGUGUGUUGGUUGCUAAAUCUCUAGUAUUUUGACACCACCUUGCUAACACCUUUACUUCUUUUUUUGUACCUUUCUUAUUAAGUACUUGAUUUAUGAACCUUCAAAUCUCAGAACUCUUUAACAGACUAAAAUCCGGAAAUGCCGAAUCCUUUAAAAGUCAAGGAAAGGUUUAUUUAAGGAGGAUGGAAGAAUUAUAUUUGCACAUAGUGAAUACACUUCAUUCUGUAUUAUAUUUGCAAUAGGAAGUAAGUGAAAUUUUGCUUGAGAGAAUUUCCUAGACUAGGGAUUUGAAAGCAACCCUUAGCUCUUUGGGGUUUUUUUUUUGGUGUAAAUUAGAAGUAGCUGCACUGUAAACAGUAGGUUUAUGCUUUCAUGAAGCUGGUGUCAGAACAGAACAAAGCCCUAGAGGAGCAGGAACAGAGAGUGAUGUGAAGGAGAGAGGCAACACUGCUGAACCAACUUAUUCUCUUCCUCCUCCAAAAGAUCUUAUAUCUAUAAAAAUCAGCCUCUCUGACCUCCUUGGACCUCUGUGGCUGUAACAAUACCCUGACUGAAAGUAAGAGAAAUUAUUUCAAAAUUAUGGAAUUCAAACUGCAAGAUUUAUGGAAAUGAAUACCCAGAAUUAGGUUUCCGAAUCUUUAUUCAGGUGCCUAAACAAUGCCAAGUUGCUUGCACCAGGUGUUGUUCCACUUAAACCAAGGGAAUCAUAUUCAGUAUGAGAUAUUACUGAGGCAGAAUAAAAAAUGUCAGAAUUUAGCCCUGAAUUUUCUGACUUUGGAAGUUUGAAGUCUCUAUUAGCUUCCUUUGACACUGAUGAAAGUUAUUAUCUCAGCUUCUUUGAAAAUUAGGUCACCUAUUUACAGCUCAGAUCCACAACUGAUUUAUGGCAGCUUAACAAGUCACCAUCUAUCUGCUGAACCACUAUAAUUGUCCGUGAAAUUCUUUUAUUGAAGUUUUUAACAAGUCACAUUCCCUCACAGUUGGAGAGGCCAAGGAGCCCAUGAACAGUUAUUGGCAGAGACUACAGAUCACUUGACAGGUGUGACUUGGUGAACUGCUUUGAUGAGUGCUUUAUUCCUCACUAGGCACCUAAGAAAGAAUGGAAGAAACUAAAUUUGGAACUACAUCUUUGCAGAUCUUAUGCUAGAAGCACACUCCUUACCUUAGGUGACAGAGGAGCUGUGCACCAUGGCCUGCUUGGAGUCCCCACGAGAGACCUUUCAGAUUUGGUUUUGUUUGUUAGUCUGCAUACCAUCCAUGGAAUAUGAUAGAACUCUAGGUAGGGAAAAUUCAUUGCACUGAGUUUUAUUUGUGUGGAGUUUUAUACCUUAACACAGGACUAAAGUGUGUUGCACAAAUACAACUAAUACAAUCUAAUCUGUCUGGACACAGACUGUGAUGACUUUGCGUGAAAUGUCUUCAUCACUUGUGUGACAGGAUGUGAGCAGAAAAAACAUUGGUUGCAGGAUUGCUUAUUCUAUCCAUUGCUGUCCCCUUUAAAAAUGCAAAAAUUGAAAAACCACCAGAGUUUCAAUUCACACUGGAAACUACUCUUGUAAAGCUUUAGAAAGUCAGGUGAGAUUCCUCCACUGGUGAAAUUUCAUCCAGUAACUUCCUUUACUGCCAGUUUAAGAUCUACUCCCUUGUCUCCUGCAGGGUGAAUAGGGAAUUGGUUUAGGUUAGAAAAACAUUGGGUGGAGAGAAAAGGAACAAGAAAUUGCUGUAUCAGUUCUGCCAGUGAAGGCUCUGUAUUGGUAAGCAGUAUCUGGACAGAUAGGAAAUCACUGUGGACUUCAUGCAUCUCUCACUUUCUGGGGCUGUGCAACAAAGAUCUGGGUCUUACAUCGAUAUAAAUCAGAUGUCCUUGAAAUCAAGUAAGUAUAAAAAAAGCAGAGUUGUAGAGGGUGAUGGAUACAGACAGAGCUUGGUGGAGACCACUUCAGAGUUUGGUGUGCAGUGACAGUCCUGGAGACCCUGGCAGGUAGAAGGGUUCACAAUCACCAAAUACAUGUAUAACUCUAGAAGUGGGAUUUCAUAAGUAUCCCAACCCGGGAAUUUCCCCUGAGCCAACAUUUCUGUGUCCACAAAAGUCUAGCAAGUAGCAAUUCCUUUUUAUGUCCUUGGAGAAGCUGAAACUGGGUUUGAAUGGGAUAAAUAUGGUAAGCCCAUUUCUUCUUUCAACCAAGAGACCUUCAUUUCUGUUGGGAGACCCAUGUCCUGGUUGCUGUCAACGAUCUGUCCUGAGCAGGAGUCACUGAGCCAGAGAGCACUGGUCUGAUGGGAACAUAACACAGCUGUGGGAAGGACAAGUGCACGCUGUGCACAGAAACUGAGGUGAGAAGAGUCUAUCAGUUAGAGGGGGAGUCUGGUAAUUACAAUGUUAUUAAGUCCUUUCUGCUCGAUCUUUAUUGCAAACCUUCACACACUCAGUUUACAUUUAUUUGCACUGAAAUGGAGCCCACUACCUCUCCACUCCAGUCACUGAAAUAUUUUGUGCACAAUACUGAAUCUGCACAAAUUCAAUGUGCCUUUAAUGCAUUUACAAGUUACUGUGAAAAGAAAAACACUCCAAAACCCAGGCACGUCAGGCUUUGUAAGCAGAUCAGUAAUUCUAGUGCAAGGUAAAGUGUUUUGUUUCACUGAGUGUGAUAGUUAGACUCCUUCAGAGAGGAUGACUUCAUGUGAAAUGUUCUAGGAAUAUUUCAUGACCAGGUUACUGUACUUUUUUUUUUUACUGCAAUAUGUGCAAUUCACUUGAUGUUCUUGUGCACUUUUCUGAUUUUUUAAUUUUAUUUUGUAUGAAAGUUUUUUCAUUUACCUCUCCCUUCGCAUUAUUUAUAAAAGCUAUUGUGUUUUUAAAAGUUUAAAUCUGCAUUGUUCUAGUAAAUAGCAGCUCUCAAAUGUUAUGUUUCCUUCUUUCAAACAACGUAUGAAUAAACAAGUAGAUUCUUAAGGA